CAUCUGGAGCCGCCCUGGGGACCCAGCUACACAUUGCUACACACACAGCCAGGCACAAUGACAGCAGCUGCCUGGAGUGGCUGCAGGCAGCAGGCGGGAGCAUGAAGUGAAGGGAUCACUGCAGUGCUCAAGAUGAACUCCACCUUGGUUGGUAACCAGAGUGGGCGGCCAUUCUGCCUCCUGGCCAUUAGCUACUUGGAGACUGUCAAUUUUUGCCUCCUGGAAGUGAUUAUAAUAGUGUUUCUCACCGUGCUGAUCAUUUCAGGCAAUAUUAUAGUGAUAUUUGUCUUUCACUGUGCACCUUUACUGAACCAUCACACCACCAGCUACUUCAUCCAGACGAUGGCAUAUGCUGACCUCCUGGUGGGUGUGAGCUGUCUGGUGCCUUCUUUGUCCUUACUCCACUAUCCCAUUGUUUUGAGAGAGUCCUUGGUCUGCCAGGUCUUUGGUUAUGUGGUAUCAGUGCUCAAAAGCGUCUCCAUGGCCUCUCUGGCUUGCAUUAGCAUUGAUAGAUACAUUGCCAUCACCAAACCACUGACCUACAAUACUCUGGUCACCCCGUGGAGACUCCGCGUCUGCAUCCUGAUCAUUUGGCUGUACUCCUGUGUAGUCUUCUUACCUGCCUUCUUUCACUGGGGAAAGCCUGGAUAUCAUGGGGAUGUGUUUCAGUGGUGCGCCGACUCCUGGUACACUGAUCGCUAUUUCACUCUCUUCAUCGUGAUGAUGCUCUAUGCCCCUGCUGCUUUCAUCGUCUGCUUCACAUACUUCAAUAUCUUCCGCAUCUGCCAGCAGCACACCAAGGAAAUCAAUGAAAGGCGAGUGCGCUUCAGCUCCCAGGAUGGGGAGGCUGGGGAGGCCCAGCACUGCCCCGAUAAGCGCUAUGCCAUGGUUCUCUUCCGCAUCACCAGUGUCUUCUAUAUCCUCUGGUUGCCCUACAUCAUCUAUUUUUUGCUGGAGAGCUAUGCUGUCUAUAGAAACCACACUGCAUCCUUUUUGACCACUUGGCUUGCCAUUAGCAACAGUUUCUGCAACUGUGUCAUUUACAGUCUCUCCAACAGUGUUUUUCAGAAGGGGCUCAAGCGCCUCUCGGGAGUUGUUUGCGCCUCUUGCGCAAGACAGAGGGUAGUUAAGGACUCCUCAACCUCUAGGAGCAAAAGACCUUCCAAUGGAUGCCAUGUUUAAGGAGCAGAUCGCUGUGACUGGGAAAUGCAGGCAGUCAUGUAAAUUGCAAAAUAAGUUAAAAACAGUUUUAAGAUGUCCAGGUUAGCAAAAAGGUUUCUGAGAAAUGCUGCUGACACAAAAAUCAGGAGCGUGUAUUAUUGUUUUCACUUUAAAAUUUCAUCGUGGUGUUAGGGUAUGUGGUGUGUGACCUCCAUAUUCAUUUUAAGAAUAAAGCUGUAUCCUG
This is a messenger RNA of Terrapene triunguis (Three-toed box turtle), 1405 nucleotides long. It is a transcript of the gene GPR21, whose product is annotated as G protein-coupled receptor 21. Gene Ontology annotation, cellular component: membrane. Lineage: Eukaryota; Metazoa; Chordata; Testudines; Emydidae. The record is from RefSeq and is a predicted model, not a curated record. The transcript has a single exon. The coding region runs from base 133 to 1182 and encodes 349 amino acids. Gene Ontology annotation, molecular function: G protein-coupled receptor activity. Gene Ontology annotation, biological process: G protein-coupled receptor signaling pathway.